AUGCGUUUCUUCAUCCCAUUUACCCUCAUACUAGCCACCAUUGCUCUCGCCACGGCCCUAAAUGCCGACAACAUGGUGGAUGAAAACAAACUCACUGUAGAGGAAGCGGCGCGUUGCCUCCGCGGAUACCAGAAGUGCUUGGAAUCGUGCCGCCGCCAUCAUGGUGGACAAAGAUGCUACAACGUGCGUGAUCUUGCCCCCUAG
Aspergillus alliaceus is the source of this 204-nucleotide messenger RNA. RefSeq lists its product as uncharacterized. The transcript has 2 exons. Lineage: Eukaryota; Fungi; Ascomycota; Eurotiomycetes; Eurotiales; Aspergillaceae. The record is from RefSeq and is a predicted model, not a curated record. Bases 1 to 204 code for a protein of 67 amino acids.